AACUCUCGGUUCCUGGCGUUCUGUUCUCCAGGUGUAUCCGGAGCCGUCGGUGCUCCGCAGCGGAUAAAUCCGUGUCUUUAACCGGUGUUGAGCCGCUCCGUAACACCGGGGAAACUGGAAGGUCAAGCUAAUGCUAAAGCUAGCCUCUCUCCACACCAUCUGUUCGGUUUCAUGGUACAGCACCGGGGGGCCCAAAGGGGGGCCCAAAGGGGGGCCCGAGGGCCUCCGGGAGGUCCGGGAUGGGCCCCGGUGUGUCCGCUGACACAUGAAGGGCAGGCUGCACCUAGAGAACAGCUGAGCGUCGCCAUGGUGCUGAGGGAGGUUCCCGCCGAGAACAUCGCCCGUCCUCUGGGCAGGAACGAGGUCAUCGGCCUGCUCUUCCGUUUGACCAUAUUUGGAGCCGUCACCUACUUCACCAUCAAGUGGAUGGUGGACGCCAUCGACCCGACCAGGAAGCAGAAGGUGGAGGCUCAGAAACAGGCGGAGAAGCUGAUGCGUCAGAUCGGAGUGAAGAAUGUGAAGCUGUCGGAGUACGAGAUGAGCAUCGCUGCUCACCUGGUGGACCCACUGAGCAUGCAGAUCACCUGGAGGGACAUCGCCGGGCUGGACGAGGUCAUCACCGAGCUGAAGGAGACCGUCAUCUUACCUGUCCAGAAGAGACACCUGUUCCAGGGAUCCAGACUGCUGCAGCCACCCAAAGGCGUGCUGCUGUACGGGCCCCCUGGAUGCGGUAAAACGCUGAUCGCCAAGGCGACGGCCAAGGAGGCGGGGUUUCGCUUCAUCAACCUGCAGCCGAGCACGCUGACGGACAAAUGGUAUGGAGAGUCACAGAAACUGGCUGCUGCCGUGUUCACAUUGGCUGUCAAGUUGCAGCCGUCAAUCAUCUUCAUCGAUGAGAUCGACUCGUUCCUGAGGAGCCGCUCCAGCUCGGACCACGAGGCCACGGCCAUGAUGAAGGCUCAAUUCAUGAGUCUGUGGGACGGACUGGACACCGACCAUCACUGCCAGGUGAUCAUCAUGGGCGCCACCAACCGGCCCCAGGACCUGGACUCUGCCAUCCUGAGGAGGAUGCCCACCAGGUUCCACAUCAACCAGCCGAGCGUGAAGCAGCGAGAACAGAUCCUGGGGUUGAUCCUGGAGAACGAGAGCGUCGACUCGUCGGUGAACCUACAUGACGUUGCCAAGGAAACGGAUGGUUUCUCAGGCAGUGACCUCAGAGAAAUGUGUCGUGAUGCGGCGCUGCUGUGUGUCAGAGACUUCGUCCACAACCAGAGUGACAGUGCUUCAGAGGACUUCAUCCGUCCCAUCCAUCAGUCCGACCUGCAGAAGGCCAUCGGUAAGAUGAAGAAGUCCAAGUCGGCCGGUGGACACGGCGCACUGCUGCACGCUGCUCUGGACUGAUCGCUGCCGCGGGUUCCAUUCCCGACCGGCGGGUUCUCCGUGUGCCACCGUUUGAUGUUUUUAUUUCUCCAGCCGACCUGUUGGCAGCGCUCUGUUUCCACAACCAGCCGUGGAAGAAUCCAGAACUCUGAAGCACACAGGACGGUUCCUCAGCCUCAACCAGAACCUCAGAACCUUUGACCCACAUCUGAGACGCUCUGAGGAGUCUGAAUACUACAGUACCCAGGAGCCUCAGCUGCUGUUGCCAUGGAGAUGCCUCUGUCCUCAGCGGUGAUGUCAGACUUAUAAGCCUGCGACUCCCUGAUCGAUAAUCAAUACGGUUAUUUAUGGGCAAAUAAAUUGGAAAAAUCCUAAUGAGGUUUUUAUUCAGCAGAAGUUUAGUUUAAUAAUGUGGAGCUCAAACAGUUUAAUAAAGGUUCUCUAAAUUCUGAGCAGAACCACGGCUUUAAUGUGGGUUCUGUUUCCUAAAAGGUUCAUUAAUCAUCAGAACAAUAAAAACGUCCUUUAAAAGAACAAAUCUGUAUUUUAAACAUCCUUCACUGAUUAUUUAUCGGAGCCCAUUUACAGUUCAGUUUUUACUUUAUUCUCCUUUAAACUGGGCCGCAGCCCGGUUCUGGUCAGAACCCGCUGCCCGGUUCUCCUGUUUUAAAGUGUUUACUGUGUAAAAUAAAGACGUAAACGUGUUUGUUUCUCAUCAAGUGUACUUUUUCUUCGGGUUCUGUUGGACAGGAACCAGGAUCAUUAAUGUUUAGUUUGGUUCUGGAAAAGAGAAAAACUGAAAGAUGAACUUCCAGAAUCUUCAGGAGGGUUUUUUUUUUUAAUUGGUUGUGAGUUAUGAUGUAAAACCUGCUGGAUGAUGUAAUAAACUGCUUGAAACGUGA
This is a messenger RNA of Amphiprion ocellaris (clown anemonefish), 2282 nucleotides long. It is a transcript of the gene atad1b, whose product is annotated as ATPase family AAA domain containing 1b. Gene Ontology annotation, cellular component: mitochondrial outer membrane. NCBI's taxonomy places the organism in Eukaryota, Metazoa, Chordata, Actinopteri, Pomacentridae. The record is from RefSeq and is a predicted model, not a curated record. Gene Ontology annotation, molecular function: ATP binding; ATP hydrolysis activity.